This is a messenger RNA of Musa acuminata AAA Group (dessert banana), 1076 nucleotides long. RefSeq lists its product as uncharacterized. Gene Ontology annotation, molecular function: dynein intermediate chain binding. The coding region runs from base 31 to 834 and encodes 267 amino acids. Gene Ontology annotation, biological process: microtubule-based process. The record is from RefSeq and is a predicted model, not a curated record. Lineage: Eukaryota; Viridiplantae; Streptophyta; Magnoliopsida; Zingiberales; Musaceae. The transcript is spliced from 2 exons. Gene Ontology annotation, cellular component: cytoplasmic dynein complex.
CUAAUUUCUGUCUGGUAUCUCGAUGCUCGGAUGAAUCCCAAGUUCCAAGUCCUUGGCCAGAGGACGGAAGAGGGCAGAGGAGACGGAGGAGGAACUCCUGACACCGCGUCGCCCGCGAGCGCCGCUCCCACCGUCUUCGGUCGAUCGAUCUAUCUACUCCUCGGUCUUGGGUCCUCGUGGAAUGCUCCAUCGCCGCAGCCGCCGCGGCCGCAGCAUCGCGCGAUGAGAGGGGCGGCUAAGAAGGCGGCGUCGGAGGAGCUGGAGCGGCGCAGUCAGUACCUGAGCUCGCUCGUCCAGCGGACGAAGAUCAUGGGCGACAACGCCGCCGCUGCCGCCGAUCACGACAAGAAGGAGGUGGUGGAGGCGACGGCGGCCAAGCCGGAGAGAAGGGAGCAGCUCCGCCAGUGGUCCCAGCAGCGGAUGCAGGAGAAGGAGGUGGUGGAGGAGAGCCGGGAGAAGAAGAAAGGCGUCGGAGAUGGAGAUCGCUGUGUUGGCGACGUUCGCGAUCCGCCCCAGGGACAGCAGCAGCAGCAGCAGAAAGAGGAGGAGAUGAACGUGAAGGUCAGGGCUGCCGACAUGUCGCUUGCGUUGCAGAAGCAUGCGUUCCGGUGCGCCCGCGAGACGCUGACGUCCAUGCCUAAGCUCGAGAGCAAGCGGCUCGCCCUCGCCCUCAAAAAGGAAUUCGACUCAACAUAUGGUCCAGCUUGGCACUGUAUAGUUGGAACAAGCUUUGGGUCCUACGUCACGCAUUCCCUGGGAGGUUUCUUGUACUUCUCCAUCGAUAAGGUCUACAUUCUCCUUUUCAGGACAGCUGUCGAGCCAGUAGAUCGUUGAAGAUUAUAUUUCAAUCAAUUAUUUAGUAGUUCUUAGUGAGUAUAGAUGCUUGAGACGUUGUAGCAGCAGACAUGCAGAAAAUGAUCCUGUAAAAUUGUAAUGCAUAUGAAGACAUGUAAGCAUUGCCUGUUUCCCCUUUUGUGUCUAUUUAAAUCACUACUGUUGAUGUUUUUCUUGAGAUUCAACACUUGCUAAAGGCAUCUCCCAUAUCAGGUUAAUGCAGGUUCAGAUUUCUGUUCUCA